AUGGCAUGUGAAGAAAAAUUUAAACAGUUGUUGUAUUCCGAGGAGACUUCCGAUACUGAAAUCGAGAGAGAAGUAGAUGAGUCGGAAACUUACAUUGAUCGCUGGAGAUCUUUAAAACAAAAAAAAAUGAAUCCGAUAUCUGAGUCUAAAGACAAAGAAUCGCUUGAAGUUGAUAAGAGAACUGAUAGUAGUUCUGAAAUGGAUCAAGCUCUUUCCAACUUGUCCACCAAUCCAAACGUAGUCCUGCAGACAUUCAAAGUUGUAAUUAGAGGCAACGGGAAAAAACGUGUAGCAAGAGCUAUUAUCGAUACUGGUUCACAGCGGUCAUAUUUACUACGAGCUACAGCUGAAGAAAUGAGCUAUGAGCCUACCAGCUGUGAAUAUUUGCAGCACUCCCUAUUUGGUGGCAAGCAUACUGGGGAGUUAGCUGCUUAUAAUGUAAAUAUUGUGGAUAAUUGUGAAGAUCCUAUUGAAAUCCUUAUCGGAGCUGAUGUAGCUGGGAAGCUCAUGACAGGAGGUUAUCGUGAAAUGUCUUGUGGACUCGUAGCGAUUGAAACAAAACUUGGGUGGUCUGUAAUGGGACGAAUAACUGAUACUGCGAGAAGUGAAUGUUCAUCUUUAUUAGUUAAGUCCAUGUUAUCUACAGCAGAGACAAUAACAGACUUAUGGUCCUUGGAUACUCUUGGCAUAACUGACCCAUCUGUGAAGAAAAGCAAGAUCGAGUUACAAGAAGCUGCUCGAAUGCAUUUUCUAAAUACAGUUCAUUUGGUAGAUGAUCGUUUUGAAGUAGAUUUGCCUUGGUUGGAAGAUCAUCCACCAUUCCCAGAUUAUUUUGAUUUAGCAAAGGGAAGACUGAACAAAACUGUUAAACGUCUUAAAACUGAGUCUAAUUAUGAAGCUUAUGAGAAUGUUUUUAGGGAAUGGCUUGAGGAGGGAGUAAUUGAGGAAGUUGCCAAAAAUGAUCAGGCUUCAGUACAUUAUCUGCCUCAUCGAGCAGUUAUCAAGGAGAAUAGCACUACAAAAAUCAGGCCUGUCUUUGACGCUUCUUCCAAGGCAAAGGGAUUUCCUAGUCUUAAUGAUUUUCUUGAGAAGGGGCCGAAUCUAAUUGAGCAGAUUCCGAGUAUUUUAACCAGAUUUCGAAAAGAGAAGAUCGGUGUUAUUGCUGACAUCCGAAAAGCCUUUCUACAAAUAGGUGUUUCACCCACGGACAGGUUGAGGUUUUUGUGGAUUGGUAAUGAUGGUCAGCUGAAAGAGUACAGACAUUGCCGUGUAGUUUUUGGUGUAUCGAGUAGCCCUUUUCUUCUAAAUUCUACUAUUCAGCUUCAUUUACAAACUGGUUUGGAAAAAAUAGGAACUGGAGAAUCUUCGUAUCCAAAAGAUGUCAUUCAAAAACUUGCGCACAGUUUUUAUGUCGACAAUUGUGUUAGUUGCGUUAAAAAUGAAAAAAAACUACAUCGUUUUAUUAACGUUUUGACUGAGGUAAUGGCCGAGAAAAAAUUCGAGCUUAGAGGGUGGGAGUUCAGUGAUGUCAAUGCUGAUACUUCUGCCGAUACAAAUGUGCUCGGUCUGGUACGGAAUAAAAAAUCUGACACUCUACGAAUUAAUACUGCAAGUGUAAAAGAAUUGUGCUUUGAAAAGGUAACUAAGCGAUUAAUCUUAUCUACAGCUCAUAGAUUGUUCGAUCCUCUUGGUAUAUGUUGUCCUGUCAUCCUAAUUUCUAAAUUAUUGCUUCAAGAAACGUGGAAGCAGAAAAUAACAUGGGAUGAAGAAGUUGAUAAAAUUACAAAAAAUACAUUUUUAAAAUGGCUAAAAGAUAUUGAAUGUUUAGAGAAAAUCCGUUUUCCAAGAUAUUUUGGUUCAGAGAUUGCAAGUGGAAAUAUUUCAGUACAUAUUUUCUGUGAUGCUAGUAAGCAUGCUUAUGCUGUCGCUGCUUUCAUCCGAAUACAGACUUGUGAUUCAGUUAAAGUACAACUUAUACAAGCCAGGAGUAGAGUUUCACCAACAGGAAAGGAAGGGAUUACUAUCUCUAGACUUGAGUUACUUGCAGCUACUGUCUCAGCAAGACUUUCAACUUCUAUUUUGUUAGAGAUACAGAGUGAAGAAGUUUACUUCUGGACUGAUUCUUCGACUGUCUUGACAUGGAUUAUGAGAGAAGAAGCCUGGAAUGUCUUUGUCCAGAAUAGAGUGAAGGAAAUUAGAGCGUUAACAAAUAAAAGUUCUUGGAGACAUAUCCCUGGUUCCAUGAAUCCUGCUGAUCUCCCGAGUAGAGGUUGUUCAGCUCAAACUUUAUUGAAAUCUAACUGGUGGUUAGGAUCAAGUUGGCUUUACUUGCCUAAAGAGGAUUGA
Messenger RNA from Argiope bruennichi, 2346 nucleotides. RefSeq lists its product as uncharacterized. The coding region runs from base 1 to 2346 and encodes 781 amino acids. NCBI's taxonomy places the organism in Eukaryota, Metazoa, Arthropoda, Arachnida, Araneae, Araneidae. The record is from RefSeq and is a predicted model, not a curated record. The transcript is spliced from 3 exons.